GGUAGUGCUGGUAGGAGGUGGUUGAGGACAGCUAGUAGUUUGGGGCGUGAUUGGCUGGCAAGGCUUGAAACCACGGGGUGGGGGUGCAGCAGCAAUGCGGUGGCUGUGAGGGUGGUGCUGAGCUGGCGCGGUGCCUGUUCCCCACCGCCUUCUGCUUAAGCCCCGCCGGCGGCUCGGCUCGGCCUGGCGGCAGCGGGCAGGGGCCCUGGCUAUGAUGAAGGGGGCGAUGGGCUGCCCGGUGGCUGCCGUCAUGGAGGGGAGCUUCAGCUGCACUGUAGCCAAUCGAUUCUACCAGCUGCUGGACGACGAGUCGGACCCCUUCGACAACCUCCGCGAGGCCGAGCGCUGCUGGCAGCAACGCAAGAACCUCAGCAAAGUGGUUGCACGGCGGGGCGACCCCGGUAGCAGAGGGUGUGCCACCAGGAGGGAGCUCCAGAAGCAGCGCAAGCAGCUCGGGACGCCCGCGCCGCCGCCGCAGCCCGGUCAGAAGCAAGCACCUAAACAAGAAGAGUGUGGAGGAAAAGACAAUAGCAGAGCAGAGAAAGAACACAAAACUGCAUGGAGGCCCUCAUUCAUGGAAUACUUAUCUUCUGAAACAGAAAGUCAAGCAGAACUCACAGCUCAAAGUCUUUUUAGGCCGACUGCAAAAUUAAACUAUGAAAGGCCAAGAGGUUGUGGAAGAGGAAGAGGUGGAAUGCAAGGUAGAGGAAGAGGUGGUGGAAUAAACAAAAGUUUUGAUGGCUUUGACCAAAGAGGAAAACGGGAAUUUGGAAGACAAAAUGACAAUGAUAAAAUUGAGAUGGAACUGACUGCUCCUAUGGAAGCAACUGCAAAAACAGCCAAGUCUCCAGGGGUGUCUGAAGGAGAACUUCUAAAUAAAGUUGCUGAAGGGAAGCCAAGGGAAGAAGUAGUUCAAGAAAUGACGUUAGAUGAGUGGAAAAAUCUUCAGCAACAGAAUCGACCAAAGCAUGAAUUCAACAUCCGGAGGCCAGAAUCCACUGUACCUUCCAAAGCAGUGGUGAUUCACAAGUCAAAAUAUAGUGAUGAUAUACAGAAGGGAGAGCUUGAAGAUGAUUAUCAUAUUUUUCGAAGGGCAGUGAAUGACAUAACAUUUCAGCUGGAUAUCAAUUUUGGGAGUCUUCCUCGCCCUGGCUGUGGAUCAAGAGGAGCACGAGGUCGUGGCCGUGGCAGACAAAUGGAGGAGACAGGACCUCAACCAGAAGCAAUGGUGCAAAUUGUUGCUCCAAAUCCAGAUGAUCCUGAGGAUUUUCCUGCUUUAACUUGAAAGAAAUAUCAUGAAUGGUGUUAUCAACACAGCUUUGGUGCAGCUGUAAAGAAACCAGUUCUGUGCUGGUGUGGGGUAAAAAAAAAAAAAAAAAAAGUCCAAGUCUGCUGGAAAAGCUGCUCUGGUUGAUGGUUUUUUGUUUGUUUGUGUAUGUGUGAAAUGUUUGAACCUGUUAAUGGAAGUGAGUUCUGGAGAUAACAAGGGUCUGGAAUUCUGUUAUAGGGCCUGGUGUCUGCCUCCAUUUGUGAAAGCUGUAUGAAGGCUUGCAGUACUCAACUGUAAGGCUUUGAAUGAAGAUCAAGAGUACAGUGCUUUAAAAAUGUAUGUGUAGACACUAUGUCAAGUUCUUCCUGGCAGCUUGGUGAAACUGUAUGACAUGGUUUGCCAACAGACUCCUGUCUGUUUCACUUUGAGAUAUGAAAUCUACUUUCUGUUUCUUUGCUUGAAGUGUAUUUUACACGUUUACAAGUUGCAGUUCUUGAGAGUUUGGCAAAUAAAACACAGUGCUUACUGGUU
Gallus gallus (chicken) is the source of this 1801-nucleotide messenger RNA. RefSeq names its product hyaluronan binding protein 4 (gene HABP4). NCBI's taxonomy places the organism in Eukaryota, Metazoa, Chordata, Aves, Galliformes, Phasianidae. The coding region runs from base 212 to 1285 and encodes 357 amino acids. Gene Ontology annotation, cellular component: cytoplasm; nucleus. The record is from RefSeq and is marked provisional. Gene Ontology annotation, biological process: positive regulation of translational initiation; positive regulation of RNA splicing. Gene Ontology annotation, molecular function: RNA binding. The transcript is spliced from 7 exons.